GGAGCAUAUCACUUGAAAGACGAAAAACCCUGAAAGCUAUAGAAGAGCUGGGGUUUGAAUUUGAUUCCUGCAAACAUCAACGACGAUGCAAUUAACUCUUGAAUUCGGGGGUGGGUUAGAGCUGCUCUGUGAUUCUGAAAAGAUUCAUAAAGUUAACGUUGAUUUGCCCAAUGGAGCUGAAUCUGAUGAUUUCACUAUGAAGCAUUUACUUUCAUGGGUUCGUACAAAUCUGAUCAAAGAGAGACCUGAGAUGUUCAUGAAAGGAGAUACUGUGAGACCUGGGGUUCUUGUGCUAGUGAUGAAUGACUGUGAUUGGGAGCUAAGCGGUCAGCUCGAUACAAGAAUCGAAGAAAAAGAUGUUAUAGUUUUCAUUUCCACUUUGGAUGAAAAUAUCUGAUCACGAGAGCUUUUGUCUAGGAUUCUUAACAAAUUUUGAUACUUGUUGUUUGUAAUCUCUACGAGUACCCAACUUAAUGUAUUUGUUUACUUGAAGAUUGAUAUUAGAGGAUUUAUCA
Molecule: messenger RNA, 515 nt
Organism: Arabidopsis lyrata subsp. lyrata
Lineage: Eukaryota; Viridiplantae; Streptophyta; Magnoliopsida; Brassicales; Brassicaceae
Product: ubiquitin-related modifier 1 homolog 1
Biological process (GO): protein urmylation; tRNA thio-modification
Cellular component (GO): nucleus; cytoplasm
Molecular function (GO): protein tag activity
Source: RefSeq, a predicted model, not a curated record